AUGCUAUCACCAUCUUUGUAUUGCAAUUUAACAAGCUUCCUAAUCAAAGAAGCUUUUCCCAUAGCAUUGUUCCUCUCGUACAUGGAUUCAAGUUUCUUCCACAUCUCAAAAGCAUUAGUUUCAUUAGCAACAUGUUGCAACACACUUAAAGAAACAUAUUGUCGGAUUGAUGCAAUAGCUUUCCGGUUCAAGGUAGUCUAAGCUUUCUCAUCAACACCUGUUGGACGUUCUUUAUACAAAAUUGGGUCAAGCAAAUCUUUAGAGAAUAAAUAAUCCUCAAUACGAAUUUUCCAAAUUGAAUAAUUCGUAGAGUCCAAACUAACCAUUCCUUGAACAAUUACUUUGUCAUCCAUCAUAAACAACACAAGAAGCCAACCAAUAAAUAACCAGGCUCUGAUACCACAUGUUGGGACUGCGCGUGCCCUCACCCCAACCCCGCAUUAGUAUGAUAUUGUCCGCUCUGGGCAAGCCCUCACGGAUUUGUUUUUGGGAACCUCCCAAAAGGCCUCAUACUAAUGGGGUUGGGUGAACCUAUAUAUUUUGGUUCAUUUACUCCUACUCAUCCGUCCGCUACUCCCGCCCGCAAGAACCUGGGCUCUGAUACCACUUUGUUGGGGAAGCACGGAACAAAACACAACGGAAGCGUAUAAAAUCUUUUCCCCAAAUUAAUGAGAUGAACAACAAAGCACAAUAUACUCCAAAAAUCAGCACCACCACCACAAAUAGAUAGCAACGGAAAUAAGAUAAAGAACACACGAUUUA
Messenger RNA from Cuscuta campestris, 762 nucleotides. The record is from the annotation of a GenBank genome assembly. Lineage: Eukaryota; Viridiplantae; Streptophyta; Magnoliopsida; Solanales; Convolvulaceae.